AUGAAGUUCGGAAAGAGCAUUGGCAGCCAGCAAGAGGGGCAUGCAGACCUUCACUACGUUGAGUACAAGCUUCUGAAGAAGAAGAUCAAGGAUGUUGUCGGGCGCCUCCAGGCCAGCGAACUGGCGGAGGCUUUGACCGCCAACACAGUCUUUGAGGAAGAGCUAGCCGCGGAAAUCGGCCGCGUCAACCAGUGCUUCUCACAAAACCAGCAUGAUCUGCUGGAUAGGACGGCGCAACUCGCCGAAGAGCUCCACCAGCGGAAGGGAUGCAGCGACGAGGGAGGCGGCGUUGCCUUUUCCCGGGCGGACGCGAUGAGGCAGCUGGUGGACAUUCUCCAGGAGGUGGACCAGCUACGGAAAUAUGCUGUCUGGAAUGCAGUUGCAGUUGUGAAAAUCCUCAAGAAGCGCCGCAAGCAAACCAGCUUCGGAAUCGAGGACACGGCUGCAGAGAGAGCCGGAUGGCUGUCGCGACAAGGCUUCUUCAGCGGCUCUGACUUCGCGGAGCUCCACGCUUCCGUCGAAUCGCUGGGGCACAUGCUGGUUCUUUCGGAGAUCCUGCCAGAGGAUGCUGGAUACGAGCAUGCAGCAUAUCGGUCACAGUCCAAUCAGGAGCCUCAACAGUGUCCUAUCUGCCUCGACACCAUCUCCGAUAUGGUGGAGCUCUCUUGCAAACACAGGUUCUGUUGGAAGUGCUUUGUUCUCGGUCCGAUUGCCUUCCAGCCGGGGGAAUAUCGCAUAACACAGUGUCCCAUUUGCCGACGGGAGACGCAACUAGAGGAGUCAGACGAAGCGGCUGCUGGCAGCUUACAUUCAUGGCAACCAGCAUCAAUGUCCUGCAGAGUAGCUUGUCUCGUUUCCAACUAUGUUUCUUCGUCAGCGCCGCUACCAUCAUGA
This is a messenger RNA of Symbiodinium sp. CCMP2456, 894 nucleotides long. The record is from the annotation of a GenBank genome assembly. NCBI's taxonomy places the organism in Eukaryota, Dinophyceae, Suessiales, Symbiodiniaceae.